Molecule: messenger RNA, 3317 nt
Organism: Seminavis robusta
Lineage: Eukaryota; Bacillariophyta; Bacillariophyceae; Naviculales; Naviculaceae
Source: the annotation of a GenBank genome assembly
CGGGCUGAUAAACUUUAGAAAAAAUGUCAAAUAUCACCGGCAACCUCACUAAUCUAAUCCCCCCAAUCAAGUAGUAGUCCGUAGACGACCAGCAAGUGAAACCAGUGCCCGUUGUAAGUGCACAGACCAUAGUAGCCCCUCAACUCUCACCACCAGCCGAGGCUCCACCACCACCACCGUCGGCUGCUCCUGCCCGUUCAGGUGUGUUAUCGGGUGUCACCAAAGGAUUGGUAAGUCCAGGAGCUGCAACGUUCCAACCGCCAGACCCCACCAAAAUACCCAUCAAGCAGACAAUGGAUCAGACAAUGUCUGAAUAGCAGUAUUGUCAAGGGCCAACAAUUGAUCAAGACGGCUGAGUAGCUCAAACUGGCCAGCUCGUGUCAAAGUCGGUGGAGGACCUGGAUCGACUGCAGGACCUUGAGCGAUGCCGUGCUGGCCCAACAUGAAGUUCAAAUUCAAAGCAAAACGGUAUUCGACGAAUACCAAUGGAACACACUCUGAGCCUUCAAGGGGUCGGUCAAUUGGUCGAAGAGAGUAGCGAGGUCUGCGCGGGCGACAAUAAGAAAACAAAAAUAGUUGUGUUAGUGACACCAUGGUUUGUGAGGGAGUUCUCGUUGUUGUUGCUGCUGCUGCGGCCCGCAAAACAGUUACAAUAAAACAAUAACACACUGAAGAUCACUGGGAUCUUCUUACCGGCCUUCAUUUUCUGUGAACAAUUAAUCGAAUGGAAAGAAACAGAAGAAAGGAAUGAGGUGCUGUCAGCUGCGGAGCAGCUACUAGCAACAACUUGUCUCGACUCACCUUCUGUUUUUCUACCUUUCUCAAGCGACGCUGUGCCUUAUUGUUCUCAGACGUAAAGUCUAUAUCUUUAGCGAAACUAAUGCGCUUCUUGUUGCUGCUGUUGUCGGUAGUGUUGCGGAGCGGAAUCUGCAUUCUGCUGCUGUCCAUCGUGCAUUGUUGUACAGUAUUACAUGUACAGUAUUGUGAUCAUUAUGUUCGCGCCGUUGUCACAAUUGACAUUGGACGGAUUCGAUUCAUCAUUCGGAUGGCAAAGGGCGCAAAAUGUUAGGCUGGCGGUGGCAUUGACAUUCUAACGGCUUUGGAACGUGGAAUCCGAACGGUAGGGUUAACGUUACCUGUUUCAGGUACAGUCGUACAUGUACAAUGUCAUCAAGAAUGAGAUUUCUCAGACACACCAGGAAAUGAACCUUUCUCACAGGGUCCUUUAGAAGACCUGUCAUACAUAACACCACGCAAGUUCUGGUGUGAGAGCUGGAAGCAUUGAAUGGAGAUGGGAGGCGAACAAUACAUUGUAGCGAAGCUGUGUUCCCAGCAAAAGAUGGAGUUUCUUUGUACACAUGCAGGUUUUCCAGCAAACCUGUCAGUACUACUGCGGUGAUCUCUGUCAACAAUGCCAACUGCAUGUUGUAUCUGCCAAACGACCACAAGAGAGAUAUCAUAGCGAUUGGAUUACUUGUUACCAACCAUCGUUGUCAUGGCCAGUAGCGCAUGUUCAGAACGCACCUCUAUUAUUCGGCCUACGAAUGGUGCCAGAUCUCGAUCGCCGGCCCGAGACAAAAUUGCUAUGAAAAAAGAACCAAGGACCAAGGACGAUGACGCUGACAGGAAGGAUGACGUCCAUCAAGAACGGAGACAAGUUGCUGCUGGCAACUACUAUUCUGGAAGAUAUCGAAGGAUAGCAUGGGCGACCAUCGCAUUCAUGUGCUGGUGUCUAAUCCAAUCAGCCAUGAGAAAGCCAUUGCCAACUCCAGGAGCAUCUCUCGACAGUAGGUAUAACAUCAACAGCAAUGCCAUCUUUCCUUUUGUGGAUGAAUUGGAAACUGAGUUCAACCGAAACAGUGACGCCCAUAUUGACAAUUUACAGUGCAUAUCAUGGCGUGCUACUGUCGGUUGUACCCCUGAUGGACCACACGUUGGCAACAAAAGGACGCCAUCUCUGCAGGGUUUCUUUCAUCGGGAUUGGCCAUGUGCUAAGAAGUUGCCUGCUCUAGCUGGGGGCUCUGGCUAUUGUGAGAUGCAAACAGAGACAGGAGAAAUGGUCAAAGUCUUCCAAAAAGGUUGCUACGAGGGUUACCCAUUACGGACUGCCAAGUUCACAGCUUCCUUUUCUUGUGAUAUGGCAGCUUCCUUUCUGAAGUACAAAAACAGAAUGAUGAACUUCAAACCCACUGAACCAAUGGCAUUUUCUGGAUAUGCAGUGCCUUCCAGGGGUAUCGUCAUGCAGGUUUUUGGAAAGGUGCUGCCAAGUGCUUAUUCCAUUGUCCGAAUCUUGAGAGAUGUACAUGGCUGUGACCUACCCAUUGAGUUGUGGUCAUUAGCUGGAGAAGUCACCAAGAGUGACCCAGUUGUUCGACAGUUGUUGGACUUGCCUGACAUCAAUUUGCGAACGAUCCAUGAUACUUCAAUCAAAUCAUACAUGUCAAAGCUAUACAGCAUUGUCUACAGCCAAUUUGAUCAGGUUUUAUGGUUGGACAGUGAUAAUUUUCCUUUCCGAGAUCCCUCCUUUCUGUUUGAAACUGCGGAGUUCGAACAAACUGGCUCCAUGUUCUGGAAGGACUAUUGGAAGCCCCAACAAAACGAUUUCUACAUCACCAAGCACUCAUUGGCGUGGGAGCUGUUUGAUAUACCACCUGACUCACCAAUUCGUAAUGAAAUGGAGCUAGAGGCUGGGCAGUUUGUUAUUGAUCGAAGAAGGACCAAGAAAGCGCUCCAUGCUCUGCUAUUCUUGACCUUGACGUUCAAAGAAAUCAUUCAACCAUUGGAUAUUCUUUUGGGGGAUAAGGAUCUCUUCAAGUUUGCCUUUCACGCGACCAAAACUCCAUUCCACUACAUUGAGAAACCACCAGGUUAUGCUGGUUAUGCAGCUCCGCCUUUGAUGAGAAGCGAUGCUGUAUGUGGUCAAACAAUGAUACAACCGGACCCGGCGGGGGACCCACUGUUCUUUCAUAGGAACAUGGCAAAGAUUGGUAGCAGAAAAGCUCUCAAGCGGGUGUGGGAAAAGGGAUUGAUGUUUAAAAAUGGCAACUCUGAGGCUGAAUACCAUACUGAGAUGUGGCCCAGCCUGUGGAGAUUGUGCAUGUGCUUCUAUCCAAAAAAUCCCAGUAUAUAUGAGGAACUGGACUUUGGCGAAGGGUCUGAGGUGGAGCAAUUCGAGGAGAAACUCUUGUUCUAUGCUGAUGAAGCCCUGUCAAUUCUCGACAACGAGAAGCGGUAGCUAGCUAGCAAACAGGGGUGCCUACCGGUACCGGUAUACUAUUGAUUAGCCUGUAAACAAUUUCAUUUAUGCAUUUGGAUAC